Molecule: messenger RNA, 1146 nt
Organism: Symbiodinium sp. CCMP2592
Lineage: Eukaryota; Dinophyceae; Suessiales; Symbiodiniaceae
Source: the annotation of a GenBank genome assembly
AUGACCGGUAGCUUUUACCUUUGCCGCGGCCCGAAUCAGAAGAAGGGAAAGAUGAGUGGCCGCAAGUGGUUGCCAAAGAAGCCACAAGCAAAGGAGUUGCCAAAGUCGCACACAGAGGAGAAGCCUGAGCCAGUCGUUGAGCCAGCGACUGCAGAUACCGAGAUGCCGAUGGCAGAGGAGGUCCCGAAGGAAGCCGAAGGAGUCGACAUCGCAAUGGAUGUUGGCAAGCUUUGCAAAGCUUUGGCCUCCGUGUACUCGUCCUUCAUUGAGGUGGAGACUGGGACUGGGAAGCAGGACGUGGUUUCUCGCUUCCACUCGAAGGUCGCACCCGGCAUUGGCAUCGAGCAGUACCUCACUCGAUUGGCCAAGUACUUCCAGUGCCAUGAAUCAUGUUUGCUGCUGGCCCUCGUCUACAUCGAUCGAGCAGUAAAGAUGAACCCCGUCGUUGUGGUGAACAACUUCACCAUUCAUCGGCUUUUGGCCGUAGCUACGGUCGUUGCUGCAAAGAUACAGGACGACCUUUUCUUCAGCAACGCCCACUACGCUCGGGUUUGCGGCCUUACACUUCGGGAGCUCAACAGCCUGGAGGUCUACUUCACUUCUUUGCUGCGCUGGAAGCUACAUGUUCCGGUGACUGAGUAUCGGGAGUAUUUGAACAUGGUCAAGCGUGCCCGGUCGGCGUCACCGUGGUGUGGGGCGGAUAUUUCUGGCUGUCAUUGCUCGGACCCGGGCAGCGAAGAGGAUCCGAAUGCAGGAAUCAUGGAGCCACCUUCUGACCAGGAAGACCCAGACUUCCUCAUGGCGAGGGAGCUGAAAUAUCAUCUCGAGCUCGUCUCUCCCAUCGUUGGCAUGGCACGAAAGACGAACCUCUGCAAGUGCUGGGAGCCGGUCGGAAACUUCGACUAUGGCCUCUCCUCCCUGGACACCAUGGGAAACCUCUGCACAGAGGUCGAAUGGUGGCUGCAGGACGAAGCCUCACAGAACCGCUAUGAUGCUGUUCACACCAACUGGGAGAAGCUGCUGGCUGUUUGGGAUCACCUGUUGAGGUUCCACAUUGAGGACUUGCUGGAUGCUGGCUUCGAUUCCGACACAGUGAAGGACGCCUUCAGUUUGACUUUGGGCCCUCUCGUGAGAGGCUACUGGUAG